AUGAAUCUCAGUUCAUCCCUCCCUUCUGAGGAACCCAGUUCUAAACCUGAGACACCUAGUUCUCCUAUGAAUCUCAGUUCAUCCCUCCCUCCUGAGAAACCCAGAUCUAAACCUGAGAAACCUAGUGCUCCUAAGAAUCUCAGUUCAUCCCUCCCUUCUGAGAAACCCAGUUCUAAACCUGAGAAUCCUAGUGCUCCAAUGGAAUCUGGUUCCCCUCAAUCUGAGAAGUCUACCGCUCAUCCUGAGAAACCCAGUUCUAACCCUGAGAAACCUAGUGCUCCUAUGAAUCUCAGUUCAUCUCUCCCUUCUGAGGAACCCAGUUCUAAACCUGAGACACCUAGUGCUCCUAUGAAUCUCAGUUCAUCCCUCCCUUCUGAGAAACCCAGUUCCAACCCUGAGAAACCUAGUGCUCCUAUGAAUCUCAGUUCAUCCCUCCCUUCUGAGGAACCCAGUUCUAAACCUGAGACACCUAGUGCUCCUAUGAAUCUCAGUUCAUCCCUCCCUUCUGAGAAACCCAGUUCUAAACCUGAGAAACCUAGUGCUCCAAUGGAAACUGGUUCCCCUCAAUCUGAGAAGUCUAGCUCUCACCCUGAGAAACCCAGUUCUAAACCUGAGAAACCUAGUGCUCCUAAGAAUCUCAGUUCAUCCCUCCCUUCUGAGAAACCCAGUUCUAAACCUGAGAAUCCUAGUGCUCCAAUGGAAUCUGGUUCCCCUCAAUCUGAGAAGUCUGCCUCUCAUCCUGAGAAACCCAGUUCUAACCCUGAUAAACCUAGUGCUCCUAUGAAUCUCAGUUCAUCCCUCCCUUCUGAGAAACCCAGUUCUAAACCUGAGACACCUAGUGCUCCAAUGGAAUCUGGUUCCCCUCAAUCUGAGAAGUCUACCUCUCAUCCUGAGAAACCCAGUUCUAAACCUGAGAAACCUAGUGCUCCAAUGGAAUCUGGUUCCCCUCAAUCUGAGAAGUCUAACUCUCACCCUGAGAAACCUAGUUCUCCUAUGAAUCUCAGUUCAUCCCUCCCUUCUGAGAACCCAGUUCUAACCUGA
This is a messenger RNA of Megalobrama amblycephala (Wuchang bream), 1041 nucleotides long. RefSeq names its product zonadhesin-like. The transcript has a single exon. The coding region runs from base 1 to 1041 and encodes 346 amino acids. The record is from RefSeq and is a predicted model, not a curated record. NCBI's taxonomy places the organism in Eukaryota, Metazoa, Chordata, Actinopteri, Cypriniformes, Xenocyprididae.